Panicum virgatum (switchgrass) is the source of this 4022-nucleotide messenger RNA. RefSeq names its product putative pentatricopeptide repeat-containing protein At3g01580. Bases 405 to 2810 code for a protein of 801 amino acids. The transcript is spliced from 2 exons. Gene Ontology annotation, biological process: RNA modification. The record is from RefSeq and is a predicted model, not a curated record. Lineage: Eukaryota; Viridiplantae; Streptophyta; Magnoliopsida; Poales; Poaceae. Gene Ontology annotation, molecular function: RNA binding; protein binding.
GGGCCGAAUGCUCAAGGCCUCAUGCCGGGGCGCCGCCGCCUCCGAGGCUCCGAGUCCCCCUCGCGCCGCCGCCGCCGCAGGGGCCGGUGAUCGCCGCCGAUCCUCGCGCGACGCGGCAUCCCUGGGUUGCGGCACCAGUCGCAAGCGGUUGCCCGCCGGUACGCCUCGCCAGGGUUCGGCCUCCAACAUUCCCGCGGACCGCGAGGUCCCACCGCCUGGCUGCGAGCUCCUGCGCGCGUCCCCGGCUCGCCGCGGGUCCGUUCCACGCCCUUUUGGAUCUAAGGCACACAAUACUUCGUCCUCAGGUGAAUGCUCUAUCACUGGAGCGCACCAUAGAGCCAUAUCAUGCUGUUCAAUUUGAGGGCAAUUACUAGUUACCUGUUCUUCUGUAUGCAAUCACGAGGAUGCUAGCAAUAAGAGGUUUAUCCAAGACUGCUGCUGCAAGGACCGACAAAAUUGCGGCGCUUAAGCUGUGCAGGAGGUUAUUGGGAUUUGUUGCUGGUGCAAAUUCUGGGUAUAGUAGGCCAUCUUAUGUUGUUAAGUUUGCUGUGUUGUUCCAAAACUGCGCAGAUGUGAGGUCUCUAAAGAAGCUCCAUGCUCGCGUUCUCACGCUUGGACUUGGCAGGGAUGUUACUCUUGGUUCUGAAAUUCUGAUUCGUUACGCCGGUCUAGGCAUCCUGCCCAUGACAAGCCUUUGUUUCCAAGGCUUUUUAAACAAUGAUCUUGCCCAGUGGAGUUCAGCCAUGGUUGACAUUUUUAGAGCUGGUUAUGCAGAGGAAGUUAUUCAUUUGUACAGGGGAUUGAAGCUGCGUCAGAUUGGCUUGGAUGAAAAAACUAUUACUUUUGGGUUGAAAAGCUGCACUGAGCUCCGAAAUUUGUUAUUGGGUAAAGGAAUGCAUGCAGACUCACUGAAGCUUGGCCUCAGUAGGGAUAAAUUUGUUGGUUCUUCUCUUGUUGGGUUAUACUCUAAGCUUGCCAGGAUGGCUGAUUCGCAUAAGGUGUUUGAAGAGAUUUUGGACAAGGAUAUUGUUUCUUACACCUCGAUGAUCACUGGUUAUUCUGAAAAUAUGGAUUCUACUUCUUGGAAUGCAUUUGAAAUUGCCAGUGACAUGCUGCAGAGCAACUUGGAAGUAAACCGUGUGACUCUGGUUAGCUUACUGCAAGUUGCUGGUAAUUUGAGAGCAAUUAGAGAAGGCAAAUCAGUACAUUGCUAUUCCAUAAGGAGGGGAAUUGGUGUCUCAGAUGAAGUUCUAGAGACCAGCCUUGUUCACAUGUACACUCGAUGUGGAGCUUACCAAUUAGCAUCUACUGUCUUGAAGAAUUCGAUGCAAGCUGUGGCUUCCUGGAAUGCGUUGCUUGCUGGUCUUGUUCAAACCGGACAGAGUGGAAAUGCAGUCCACCAUUUCUCUGUCAUGCUGCAUGAGCAUAAGGCAAUUCCAGAUUCUGUAACCUAUGCAAAUGUAAUUUCUGCAUGUGCUGAGCUACACAAUUCUGGCUGUGCUGCCAGUGUUCAUGCCUAUCUAAUUAGAAGAUCCAUUCCUCUAGAUGUAGUUUUGGCCACAGCCCUUAUCGAGGUAUACUUCAAAUGCACUAGAAUUAUGAGAUCCAGGCAUCUCUUCGAUCAAUUGAUGGUUAAAGAUGUUGUCUCCUAUAACGCUAUGAUCUAUGGUUAUCUCCAAAGUGGCAUGGCCAAUGAAGCCAUUACAUUACUUAAAGAAAUGAUGGUACAAUGUGUUGCACCGAAUUCUGUGACUGUUCUUAGUCUGCUUGCAGCUAUUGCUGAUCACAAGGAUCUUGUUAGAGGGAGGUGGAUUCACGGAUUUGCAAUUAGGCAUGGAUUUUGUUCAGAUGUUGACAUUGCAAAUCAAAUUAUACGUAUGUAUUCUUUCUGUGGAAAGAUUGCAGCAGCAAGGAUUGUAUUUGCUUUGUUGGAAAAGAAAAUUUUGAUUUCAUGGACAGCCAUGAUGAUGGGAUGCUUAUUCUGUGGACAUGGUAGUGAAACAGUUCGAUUAUUGCAAUUAAUGCAGCAACAUGGUGUGAAGCCUGAUUCUGUCACUCUUAUGGCUGCAGCUCAGGCUGCUUCUGAGCUUGGACAUUUGAAAGGUGUAAAACAAAUUCAAUGUUUUGUCUACCGUGCCUUGUUGGAGAAAGAUACAAAGACCGCAAAUUCUAUAAUAACUGCAUAUGCCAAAUGUGGAAGGUUGGAUUUAUCUGUAGGUUUGUUCUUAAGUUUGGAAAACAGAGACCUAGAUUCAUGGAAUGCUUUGAUCAGUGCUUACGGGAUGCAUGGGUUUUAUAUUAAGGUGCUUGAAAUGUUUAAGCUAAUGGAAGAAGGAAACAUUAAUCCUGAUGGGUUAACAUUUUCCUCAGUGCUUUCUGCAUGCAGUCAUGCUGGACUAGUUAAGGAGGGUUUGCGUAUUUUUCAGUCGAUGACCUCUAUGUAUUCAGUUCUUCCACAGGAAGAGCAUUAUGGUUGCAUUGUUGACUUACUGAGUCGAGCAGGGCAUCUCGAAGAAGCAUACAAGCUCAUAAAGUUAUCUACCUUAAAUGACAGAUCUAGUGUACUUUGUGCUUUGCUCUCUGCAUGCAGAACUCAUGGAAAUACAAUACUUGGACAGAUUAUUAGCGAUGAGCUCCUUGAGCUCGAACAGAAUCCAGGUACUUAUGCUUUGAUUUCAGAAGUAUUUGCUCAGAAAGGACAAUGGAAUAAAUCAGCUACUAUAAGGAAUAUAGCAAACAAAAGUGGGUUGAGAAAACUUCCUGGUUCUAGUUUCAUUGAAUCAGUGGAGAAAGCUAACAAUCUGCGUUAAAGAGGUGCAUGAACAUCACAUAUAAAUGGCUCCUUUAUUAUGCACUUGAACCACCAUUCAAUCUCGAUAUGGAGCAAAAUUCUGUUAUGCGCUGAUAGCUUGAAUCAUUUUAGCAGAAAACUGUAAAGUUUGUAGUUCUUUCACCGAAUAUGCACGCAUGUCCUCUAUUGACUUCUUAUUUGGAAAAAAGAGAUGAAUCAUCAUGUUUGGACAUGCUUAUUGUUUCAUUCCUUCAAGGAUCAAGCUGGAUAUUUGAAAAACGCAAGCAGCAGACAAUGAGAAGGGAAGGACUGCUAGCUUGGAUGUGUCAGGUUGCAUAAAUGCCAUACUGGACGACAAGUGGAUGUAGGUACCAUGUGGAACUUUAACCAGACGAUGACAUGAGAAAUCGCGGCAGAGGAUGCUGUUUGUAACCUCGUGACAUUUAUUCUUCUGAACCAAGUAUAGUAGGGAGCCUACAUGAGUCUCAUAGUCAGUGAGGCAAUGCAAGGCUGGCAGAAUACAGAGAUUGGAGCUUCGGCACAUAGUGAUCUCAUGUCAAGCACGUUAAGGUCUGCACCAUCAGGAAGCCCCCAAUCAAAGUGGUACAGGAGAUUCGCCAGUGUGAGCUCCAUGGUUGUGGUCGCGAUUCGCGAAUAAAGCUCCUGGACAUUGCCUGCGUCCAGCUCCAAAUGGGAUGAACUAAGAGUCUGUCCACUUGUAGCUCGUUGUGCUGCUCUCAAACCUUCUGGCCUGAACUUGUCGGCCUUGCCCCAAUAUUUUGGGCCCCUCGCAACUGCGAAGGUUGAAGGCGUUGAUGAAGACGGAGGAACCCUUGGGUACGUUGUAGCCCAUGAUCCAGCAAUUUUCUUGGCUGGCACGAAGAAUAAACAGAGGAGUUGGACGGAAACCUUGGACUUAGAGUCUCCUUGAUGACCAUCCUUAGGUAGGGGAGCUUGCCAAGGUUUUGCGUUGGUCAUAGUAACUCUUCCUUAGCUGAGCUUUGUCGAACUUCGCACGUUGCCCCUGACAUUGCCUGCUGAUUACCGAUGAGCUCCACCAUGGCCCAGUCUAUAGUGUACUGGCCGUGGUGUUCGUAGCUGCUCCAAAUAUGUCCUGGAACUGGAAUGAUGUGAAGCUCAGUGAUUGUAAGCAUGAAUAUUGGAUACCUACAUGUGCAAACAUUGCAAGAUAUAGAAUAAAAAUAAUAAAAAAUGAAUCCGAUGUUAUUGA